AUGACUUAUUCUCCGCAUGGAAGUCAUACUCGGGAUGAAAAGGGAGACAUGAUUCAAGCUUCUAGAAUGAUUAUUGAAGAAAAUCGGUUUUUCCAUGGUCAGUUCCUCGAAAAAGAAUGGAAAACUAGAGCUUUGGUGUGUCAAAUUUGGGAUUAUUAUCCCAAAAGAAAACCUGAACUAAUUCUGGGCAUGGAAGUCAUCAUCGUGGAUGAAAAGCAACAAAAAGACUACCGUGAUGACAUGAUAUGA
Messenger RNA from Microthlaspi erraticum, 249 nucleotides. Lineage: Eukaryota; Viridiplantae; Streptophyta; Magnoliopsida; Brassicales; Brassicaceae. The record is from the annotation of a GenBank genome assembly.